AUGUCAUCAGCUGUAGGGCGCUACGGUCGAGCUGAACAGACCUGGCAGAGGAACCACUAUGAUCAUCACCUAGAUCACAAUGGGCCUGACAACCCCGAUCUCGACUGGGAACUCAACAUCGUUCCGUCCAUAGCAGCCUAUCUAGAUGAAGAGUUGGAGACCUCCAAACUGCGUGAUACUUUGUGCGAUAAAUCGUCAGGUAUUGCCGAAUGCGACGUCCCUCUUGGCAAUCUAGAAGGCUACGACUCUCCUCAAAUGUUGCCAACUUCUCAAUCUACUUCUUCUCCUAUCCAAGUCACCAUUUUCAGUCCCUCUGAGUACGAAACACAAUCACCACCAUCUUUCUCCCGUAGCCUUUCUGGCACGUCACAAUCACCAUCGACGCUUGCGAGCGCCAGCAAUCCAGCCACUCCGCAACUGUCACUUUCGCGCUACAAGUUUCGCACUGUCAAAGUAUCUCUGGUUCCUCGAAGCCCUAUAGCUGCGGAAAGCAUAGCUGCCGGUUCAGCCGCCGAGUCGACUUCGAGCGCCACCUGCGGAGCUCGGCGCACUCGCUGGAAAGAUACCGAUGUCGAUGCGGGAAACAGUUUCUUCGACCAGAUCGCCUCCGCGCGCAUGCUCAGUCGCCAAAGUGCCGCGGCCGCCUUAGCCUGUACGCGUGCUUAUGUGGACAUGCUGUCGAGAGCUUCCAAGAGCUAUCCAGCCACAUCGGCACAUGUGAUAAAUCGCGCCCCCCUGGUCGACCCAAGAGGAGACAUGAAUAUAGGAGAGAACAUACAACUUUUAGUUGAGAAGAAAGCAACUUUUGAGAAGUGA
Fusarium fujikuroi IMI 58289 is the source of this 816-nucleotide messenger RNA. RefSeq lists its product as uncharacterized. Bases 1 to 816 code for a protein of 271 amino acids. NCBI's taxonomy places the organism in Eukaryota, Fungi, Ascomycota, Sordariomycetes, Hypocreales, Nectriaceae. The record is from RefSeq and is a predicted model, not a curated record. The transcript has 3 exons.